Closterium sp. Naga37s-1 is the source of this 1245-nucleotide messenger RNA. Lineage: Eukaryota; Viridiplantae; Streptophyta; Zygnematophyceae; Desmidiales; Closteriaceae. The record is from the annotation of a GenBank genome assembly.
CUCGCCGCGGGGCUGUGCACGAGCGCUGCCAGCAGCGUUCCCCUGCCCGUGCAGCACGGCACGUCCACGAUGCGCGCCGCCGUGAUGCGCGAGGUGGGCGCGCCGCUGCGCGUGGAGCUGCUGCACAUCCCGCGGCCCCAGGCGGGCGAGGUGCUCAUCAAGACACGCGCGUGCGGAGUGUGCCACACGGACCUGCAUGUGAUGCGCGGCCACGUGGCGUUCCCCGCGCCCUGCGUGCUGGGCCACGAGGUCAGCGGGGAGGUCGUGGACCACGGCGCCGGCACUGAUGCCGCCACCAUCGCCAGGCUGCCGGUGGGGUCACGAGUGGUGGCGGCGUUCAUCAUGCCGUGCGGCUCCUGCUUCUUCUGCACCCAUGGGCAGGAGGACAUAUGCUCCACAUUCUUUGCAUUCAACCGCCUGCACGGCACGCUCUACGACGGCCACACGCGCCUCUUCUCUGCCGACCCCUCCGCGGCCCCCCUGGCGAUGUACAGCAUGGGCGGGCUGGCGGACUACUGUGUGGCGCCUGCCACCGCCGUGGCGCCGCUGCCCCCCGCGCUGCCGCUGCCCGAGGCGGCCGUCAUGGGCUGUGCGCUCUUCACCGCCUUCGGAGCGCUGCGCCACGCGGGGGACGUGCGGGCCGGCGAGACCGUGGCGGUGGUGGGGGCGGGCGGCGUGGGCGGCAGCUGUGUGCAGGUGGCGCGCGCCAUGGGGGCGGCGAGCAUCAUAGCGGUGGACGUGGCGGAGGACAAGCUGCAGCGCUGCCGUGCUCUGGGCGCCACCCACACCGUCAACGCUGCCAAGGAGGACGUGGUGGACGCCAUCAGGGCCAUAACGGGGGGCAGGGGGGUGGACGUGGCGGUGGAGGCGUUGGGGCGGGCGGAGACGUUUGGGCAGACGGUGCACGCAGUGAGGGACGGGGGCAGGGCGGUGAUGGUGGGCAUUGCUGCUGCCGGCACCACUGCUGCUGUCGACAUCACCCGACUCAUUCCUGCCUGGGGCCUUCCAACCUGCAUGAUUCCCUCCACCCCCCUCUUCCCCUCCCUGCAGAUCAAGAUCAUAGGGUCGUACGGGGCCAAGGCGCGGUCGGAUCUGCCAGCGGUGGUGGCGCUGGCAGCAGCGGGGAGGGUGGACGUGGUGUCCAGUGUCACGGAGCGCUACCGCCUUGAGGAUGCGGAUAGUGCAUACUGCAAGCUGGAAAAGGGCAAUGUGCUAGGCCGGGCUAUUGUAGACAUGACUCUCUGA